AUGGAGCUUCACGAAGGGGCCGCUGCAACAGGAGACUGUGUACUGGAUUUGUCUCGCCUCAAUCUCAGCACUUUGAAUGUGGACACUGUCAGCGACGAGAGAAAGGGUGACACAAAGCAGCUGUAUCUGAACAACAACCGGCUGGUCUCACUGCCCUCCUCAAUGUGCCAGUUUAACAAGCUCGAGUUCCUGGACAUUAGCAAUAACGGGCUGACGAGCCUGUGUGAGGGCAUUGCACGGCUAACCAGGCUAAGGACACUGCUGGCAAAGAACAACCGACUGACCGAGUACUCUCUGCCCAAAGGCUUUGGCUCUCUGCAUCUGGAGGUGCUAAACUUCAGUGGAAACCGAUUCGAGGAGGUCCCUCUCCAGUGCACCCAGAUGCUGCGUCUGCAGUCGCUUUCAUUCGGUGGAAACAGACUCAAAACUAUCCCCCCUGAGAUAGAAAACUUGAAGAGUUUGGAGCUGCUGUAUCUCGGUGGUAAUCUCAUCAACUCCAUUCCUCCUGAAGUGGCUAAUCUGCCUUUUCUGGCAUACCUGGUUCUUUGUGACAAUCGCAUCCAGAGUGUGCCCCCACAGCUCACCAGAUUGCACUCUCUGCGAUCUCUGAGUCUACAUAAUAAUUUGCUCACCUAUCUGCCUCGAGAGAUUCUCAGCUUGGUCCACCUGCAAGAACUCAGCCUUCGCGGCAACCCUUUGGUGGUGCGCUUUGUCAAAGACAUGACAUAUGACCCACCUUCACUUUUGGAGUUGGCAGGACGUACUGUCAAGAGCCGAAAUAUCCCAUAUUUUCAACAUGAGCUGCCAGACAAUUUGUUUCGCUAUCUGGAUUUGGCCAGCAAGUGCCCUAACCCUAAAUGUGCUGGUGUAUAUUUUGAUUCAUGUGUGCGUCACAUAAAGUUUGUGGACUUCUGUGGGAAAUACCGGCUGCCGCUGAUGCACUACUUGUGCUCCCCGGAGUGCACGUCGCCCUGCAGCUCCAACCCUCAGAGCGACGCGGAGUCGGAGGACGAGUCCAGCGUGCCGGCCGACCGGCUGCAGAGGGUGCUACUGGGAUAG
Molecule: messenger RNA, 1059 nt
Organism: Knipowitschia caucasica
Lineage: Eukaryota; Metazoa; Chordata; Actinopteri; Gobiiformes; Gobiidae
Source: the annotation of a GenBank genome assembly